UUUGAAUCCCGUAAAGUUCAGAUACAUUGCUUCAUCUUGUCAUCUACCAAACACUGCAACUAUGGCUAAAGUUCCUCGUAAUUUUCGACUUUUAGAAGAACUUGAAAAAGGCGAAAAAGGUCUUGGAGACAAUUCAUGUUCUUAUGGAUUGACAAAUGCUGAUGACAUUAGCUUGUCCGACUGGAAUGCCACCAUACUUGGCCCUGCUCAUAGUGUUCAUGAGAAUCGCAUUUAUAGCCUAAAAAUCCACUGUGAUGCUAAAUAUCCAGAUGCACCUCCUCGUGUAACUUUCGUCUCUAAAAUCAAUCUACCAGGUGUUGACGGUGAAACCGGUGAGAUCAAUCCAAACAAGAUUGGUUGCCUUCGUCAUUGGAAACGAGAUUAUACAAUGGAAACAAUUCUAUUGGAGUUGAAAAAAGAGAUGGCUUCCUCAUCGAACCGUAAAUUACCUCAACCUGCUGAAGGUAGCACUUAUGAGUAGGUGAGAAUAAAACGAUCCCGUUUCAAUGAUUCUGGAUUUCUUUUAGGAAGGAAAAAUUUUAGAUUCUAUUUGGAUGUAGGACUUUCCAUAAUGCAAAGCUUCCACAUAUUCAAUUUUCAGCAACGACCUUAGUUAUGUCUAUUAAGAUACCAUCUCAACAUCUUCAACAAUAAAUAUACUUUACCUAAAGAAUAUUCGCCUCUUUGGUUUUCUUAAGAUUUGAAUGUGAGCUCUGUGAAUGACAAACUUGUAAAUGAUAAAAUAAAGAUAUGGAUAGCAGGUAGAUAAAAAUGAAUGAGGAUUAGCAGAACGUGUCGUGGUCUUGGAAUUUUACGGUUUAUUGAAAUAUAUUUUUACUAUAGUCCGCUUCCCAAUUGCCAAACAUUCCCGGGCAAGCAUUCUUAAGCGUUUCCCAAGUCUGGCCCCGGAUAAUAUUUUCAACAGCUUGCUCAGACUGAAGCGCCAUUCGAACCUCUUCUGGUGGAGAAGUUCUUAUUUCUUGUGUUUUAGCGUAGGGAUCUAACCGUUCAGAAACCAACGGUUCUUCGGGAGAAAAUGUUGAGCUCUUCAAUGAAGGGGUAUCCUUGUGAAUUUCCUCUUCAGCAAUUGAGAUGCAUUCCUUCAAAAAUUGGUCUCUAUUUAGCCAGCUUUGAAAUAGCUCUCGUUUGACACGAUAGCAUCGCUGCUCUUGAGAUUCCCUGGCUUGGCCUGGUGAUUCCCAUUUAGCGGAAUUAAGAGACAGUUGAAUUGUAUCGUCCAUCUUCCUUGUCUUUCUUAAAACAUCUACAUAAUUACACCUGUUAGUGACUUCUGCAGAUCUGACCUUAAGUCAUAAUUCCAAAAGUAAUAUUCAUACUCUUUAAAUACCGAAUAUUCAUGCAAAGUCCUCUCUUUUCUUCACUCAUUAUUCUUGGAAAAUAAAAUCUCACUUAAACUCUAGAUGAUUUGAUUAAAGGAAUUUGUUCUGAAAAGGGAGCCUUAUUCCAGUGGUAGAAUGUAAUGAAUCGGAAGAGUACUCAGUACUUGAUUUGAGAAAAAUAAGCUGCCUGUUGUUAUAAAAGAUUCUUCCUACAAUCUAGAAGCUUACAAUUGUUAUUUGUUCUACUCUUCAUAACUUUGGCAAAGGGAAAGGCAUUGUUGAAUUUGUGAAAGGCAUAUGGUCUUGGUGUAAGAAAACGUCCAGGAUAUGCUUUUUUAUACGUUUUUUCUAUAAAACUAUUUAAAAUGAACGUCAAAAAGUAAAAUUAAAGGAUGAACGGUUGAAGCUGGAACUCGAAAAGUAUUCGUCUUUUGUUUGUUUUCCCUAUAUCUAUGGUAUAUGUAAGGAGUUGUGGAUUAUUUGGCCCUUUUUGAAUUCUUUAGAAAGCGAAAUUCCUUUUAUAGAAAUGUUGGAAUUGCGAAAAUUGGAUGCAUCUACCUUGAUGGCGAUUGGAACCAAGCAGAAAACUUCGCUUCGCUUUUCUUUCCUUUCUUUCUCUAUUGGAUUAUGUGGAUUUUAAAUUACGAGGAGACUCACGUUCAGUGCUUGGCUCACAAACCUCCGCAUGUUGUGGUAUAGUGUUGUUGCAGCUUAAAAAAACAUUGAUUUUCUGAGACUUUACAGAAAGCGAAUUAACUUUUUCAUUUUCAGACAUUGCUGUAAGAGUCCUUUCUUCGCUUGCAUCGCUCGGCAGAGUUAAUGCCACUGCAGAGGAAUCCUCAGAGAGAAAGAUCAGCGAUCGUAAACCAAUGUCAUCUUGAACACAAUUCGCUGCUGGAUUACUUUUCUUGAAAAGCCAUGCGGUUUUUGUGAAUAAGUUCUUUACGAUGCAGAGAAUCCAUAGAAAGAAUUCUUUUGGACUCAUCGAAUCGAAUGAAUACAAGGGAUAAUAAAAGACAGUAUAGUAGAUUUAUUAUAAAGGCUUAAUGUGUGAAAAUCCUUUCAAUAAGCUGACUCUCUUAUCUCUUUACCAAAUGAAGAAAUUGUGAUCUGAAUACCAGAUAUUCUUAAUGGCAUAUAUAGCCUCAAUAUAUAUAUUUUUACUUAAGAAAUCUAAAAUUCAAUCGGUUGAAUCCCGUUUGGUAGAAGCAACGACCUCUUCCCCAUUGAUUCCAACUUUGGGUAAACAAAUAAACAAAUGAUGAGGAUACACAAAUAAUUCUUCUAUGGAGUAUCAUGGCGGACGAUUCAGAUGAUGAACCCAUUAAUUAUCCUCUGUACUUUUUAUUCAUUCUUAUUUUUCAGUGUUGAAGAUUUUCAUAAUAGAUAGUCAUUGAAAUAAGCAUGCAAGCUCCAUUGUCUACUUGCAGAUUUUUACGAAUUUUGUAGCUUAGCAACAAAGCAAUAAAAAAGAGAAUAGAAAGAUUAUAAUAUUUCUAUUGACUUCGUGAGUGGACAAUUGGUAAAAUAAUUACCAAAAGUCUGCCUUCAGUAUAUCCAAAAUAUUUUCCCUAUAUCGAUUUUAAGCUCUUUAGCUCUUAAGCACGAUAAGUCUUGAAUUUGGGAAUCACAUAGAAAAACAUAUUCUGAAAGGUCAAAUCAAAUCAUUAUUCCAAAAACAUAAAGCUAUAUAUUAUGCACGUACAUUCAAUUACACUAAUUGUUUUUUUUUAAAAAAAUUACAACAGGGUUAACCGUUCACAACGGUACCGCCAUUAGGAUGGAUUGUUUGACCUGUAAUGUAACCACCGUCAGAGCAAGCAAGGAAAAGAUAACAAGAAGCAACUUCAGAAGGCUGACCCAUGCGACCCAUAGGUACUUGGUUGGAGACUUCAAUCAUCUCUGAAGGAAAAGUUGAGUGGACAAGGGGAGUAUAAAUGGGGCCAGCAGCGACAGCGUUGGCACGAAUGCCACGACUGGCAUACUGAUUACUGAGAGCCCUUGUAAAGCUAACGACUGCACCCUUAGUGGAUGUGUAAUCAGACAAGUCUGGUCGUCCAACAUAGGCAUUGAUACUAGCAGCAUUGACAAUUGCACUACCAGGCUUCAUAUGUUUAAGGGCAGCCUUGGUAAUCCAGAAGAAAGAAUAAAUAUUGGUUUUGAAGGUGUGAUCCCAUUGUUCAUCAGAUAUAUCUUCAAUUGUCUCUGCGAGUUUUUGGUAGGCAACGUUAUUUACGAGGACAUCGAUGCCUCCCAUCUUUUCGACUGCAAAUUGAACAAGGUUUGUACAGGUUUCAGAAUAACUUAAAUCGGCAACAAAGAUAUGACACUUUCGACCUUCUUUUUCAAUUAGGUCUUUAGUAUGUUCGGCAUCAGGAAGCUCUUGAUGAAAACAAGUGAUAACUACAUCACUGCCUUCACGAGCAAACAUAAUAGCAGCGGCUUUACCAAUUCCUGAGUCUCCUCCUGUGAUAAUUGAGCGCUUAUUUAGCAGCUUACCAGUGCCCACAUGUUCUCUCCCAUCACGGAAUUUCAAUAAAUCAGGCUGAGGAUCCAAAUCUUUGUGUUGGCCGGGAUAUUCUUGAGUGCUCUUCGUAGGGACAGGCUCUGUCAUAAUGGAUAAGUUAAAGGAAUUAAAUAAGUAUCCACAAAUUUCAGUUG
Messenger RNA from Schizosaccharomyces cryophilus OY26, 4001 nucleotides. Its product is annotated as ubiquitin conjugating enzyme Mms2. NCBI's taxonomy places the organism in Eukaryota, Fungi, Ascomycota, Schizosaccharomycetes, Schizosaccharomycetales, Schizosaccharomycetaceae. Gene Ontology annotation, cellular component: nucleus. The coding region runs from base 62 to 481 and encodes 139 amino acids. The record is from RefSeq and is a predicted model, not a curated record. The transcript has 5 exons. Gene Ontology annotation, biological process: protein K63-linked ubiquitination; DNA damage tolerance.